AUGUUGGACAUUUGCUCCCUCUCCACCCCGGCCCUCGCAGCCUUCCUCCUACUCCCUUCCAUCCUGGGCAUCGGAACCGUCGCCUCCGCCUCCCGCGGCAACCUUGCGGCUCUCCAAGCCGCACCUCUGGCCGCUGGAAGCUUGGCCGGUCUUCUGAUCCUUCGUCAGCCCGAUAUCAAGCUCAUUCUCGCAAUCGGUGCACUUGCCGCUAUCCCCUUCCUCCUGGCACUGUUCUCCCACCAACCCACGACCUUCUCCCUAGCAAACGGCCACACAUCACGCAAGGACAAACCCGCCUCUCUCAACACUCUCGAUCGUUUCUCGCCGGCCAGCCCAAACACGCGCACCUCGACCACGCCUACCACCGUACCGUGCACGCCUGCGGGCUCGGACAGCGGCGACGUCUUCCGCUCAACCUACCUGGACAAGGUCACAGUCUCCCUCUCGCAGUGCUCGCGCGCGCCGACCCGCUCCCCGCCUCCACUCGCUAUGCUCAAUGGCGCACUCGCGCCCUUCCCCGUCACGCCGGUCACGGUAGUGUCGAGCGCGAGCACGAGAGCGUCGAGCACGCACGAGAACGCCUUGGCUGAGGCGCAGGCUGCCCCGCUUCUGCCUGCGCCAACUUUUGAGGAAGAAUUCGCCCGCUAUGUUGCCCGCACAGCCGCGCGGUGCCGGCCCGAGGAGCCGCCCGUUUCCUUUGGGUCUUGGCCCAAGGAGUGGCCCGUGUACUGGGAAGGAGCAGGCCUGGCCCGGAAAGGAUGCUGGUGA
Molecule: messenger RNA, 768 nt
Organism: Cutaneotrichosporon oleaginosum
Lineage: Eukaryota; Fungi; Basidiomycota; Tremellomycetes; Trichosporonales; Trichosporonaceae
Source: RefSeq, a predicted model, not a curated record